This is a messenger RNA of Electrophorus electricus (electric eel), 3469 nucleotides long. RefSeq lists its product as uncharacterized. The record is from RefSeq and is a predicted model, not a curated record. NCBI's taxonomy places the organism in Eukaryota, Metazoa, Chordata, Actinopteri, Gymnotiformes, Gymnotidae.
UCGACAUUACGUGAAUCCCCUUUGGGGUUUACGCGGAGAAGUUACCCUUUGCACUGAGAAGUUACCCUAUGUUUGCUUCCUGUCCUGCGUCUUUAAACGCAAGCUACAGUACUCCCAGCUGUCUGUGAAUACUUGGAAAAUGUUGCGGUUUCUCUUGCUGUGCUUGAUUUUCGCAACGUCAGAUGCUGACUAUGAAGACUACAGCCCUAUGUACGAGCAGACUGAAGGAUCCGGGGGUAUAAUUGAGGAAGACGACGAGGAAUUGCCCGGGCCAGUUAGUUAUAAAUAUGAUACGGGAACUUGGUCGGAAUCUUCAAAUGGCAGUAAACAAACACAAGAAGGGUCCUCCAUGAUAAUCAUCAUAGCAGCAGUGAGUGUGGUUGCCCUGGCCAUCGCGGCCGUCGUAGCUAUUUUUCUCUUCAAACGUCACUUGCAAAGCCGGGAACAAGGCAUAUACGAUGUACCAGUUGAGCAGAAAGUAGUCGUCUAAACAGUCUGAAGGUCUCCACUUUUCCGGAUUCCUGGAUUCCACCAGGGACACCUACACGCAAAAGAUAUUCUACAGCCAUAGCUUCAGGCCAAAGUGGCUGCUAACACUUACAAACCCCUCUGCCUAAUUGGCCUGUUUGCUCCCCUUCUUGAGCUUUACACAUGCCUGCCAAUGGAUUGACCUUAAAUGAAUGUACACUUUUGUUUAAAUGCAGUGCCAACACAAUGCCUCCCAGGGUCAAAAGCGAGUGAAGCUCACCACUAUUAUCGUCGCCAAUAGAGACGAGAGGUUUUGUAGUUUGUUUUAAAUUAAUGAAUGCCCCCCCCCCACCCCCACCCCACGUGACCCCUGUCUGGCCUCCAUUCCACUUUAUUUGGUGUGUUUUGAAUAGCUUUGUUUGUUCAAGGUGAUCAGGUGUAUUUCCUGCUAAUGUUUCACGUCUCCAGUAUGCUUCUAGUACUGUUUGCUGUGCUUGGCACAUUAAUUUCGACACAUACACGAGCGAUGCGUGAGUAAUACGUAAGCAUCUGGCAACAAAAAGAAAAAACAGUGGAACAGGCCACAAUGAAUGGCCAUUUUAAUAUGAUGUGGAAAUAUGGACAGGGGAGACAGAGCCACAAUACUUAAUAUGUCAUUCAGGGAUAAGCAAUCUCUCUCUCUCUCUCCCUCUCUCUCUCACAUCUUGUGUUUCUGCAAGGAAAGUGAUAGCAUCUCAGAUGCAGGUGCUAGAUCUGUUUCUGUAAACAUACAGAAAUGCCCGGCUAGCAGGCUGAGGGGUGGGCUAGAUCGUGUAGCAAGGGUGGGGGCAGAGGGGUAACUGGGCACCUUUUUGCUGGGGUCACUUUUUUUUUUUUUUUUUUUUUUUUAGCGAAAGCUCUUAUGAACGGUCCUUUGUACAUCCUGCUGAGGUGUGGGUGUCUAUGGCCAUUUUCACAUUAUUUUCCGUCUUCGGGUGUUUCUUUAAGCAAAGGGGCAUCACAGUAUGCACAUAUAUGCUUCAGCUUGACAAGGAAGUGUGUGUGUGUGUGUGUGUGUGUGUGUGUGUGUGUGUGUAAAAGCAUUUGUUUAAGGCUAGCCUAUCUAUCCUACAGUACAACAGGGCUGUUAAAUUUGUUACUGAAAGUGUUCAUGCACUGAUGCCAUUUCACAUCACUACAAAAGCAUUUCAAAAGAGUCUAGCCAUUGUUUAAUUGGAUUUUAAGACAUGCUGUUUCACAUUUUGUUCAAGCCAUCUUUGUGGGCCAAAUUAUAGUUGUCAUUUUUAGGACAGAGCAUCAUCUUGAAACCACUUUUGUGUUCUUUGGGCCAAGUAGCCUAUUGAUUUUACCCAAGAACACAGAUAAAAGAUUACUUAAGAGUGCCUAUUCUGUCCUCCCUGAAUUGAAAAGUUAUGUGGGCACCUGUUUUAGUAAAAAAUAAAUAAACUGAGCCAUUUUGCUACAUCUGUUGCUGGCUUGUAAUAAGGCAAUUUGUUAUGGCAUUUAUUGAUAGAAGAGGAAAAAAGAAAGUGGUGUUUUCUGAAAACAGCCUUUACUUCAAGCCUGCAAUAGUAAGCUCUAUCCUAACCCUCUCUAGAUGCAUACAGUCACCCAAAGGCAAGAUCAUGUGAAAUAAUACCUUUUUGCCCAAAAGAGUAAUUCCAUAUAACAUGCCUCUAGGUGGAUUUGCGUGUCAUUUUUCAGUGAUUGUUAAAUAAAGAGGGGUCACUUAUAUUUGUACACCUUUCCAGCACUUCAUUUGAAUUUGUUUUCCUUUAAAAUGUUUUCAGUCUUGGAGAAUUCCAGCUGGGUUUAUUUCUGAUGUGACAUGCCUUGUUGUUGUUUGCUGAUGUCAAUAUUUUGUGUAUGGUUUAUGGUAUAUUUAGAUAUGUUUUAAGAACAUUUUUAUACCGCAUUGUAUAGCAACAUGUUCACUUUGUAAUCCUUGUUUGUGGAUGGUUGUUCUUGAAACAUGGGUGGUGCUUUCACUCUGACAGUCAUGCUCAAGUUUAGGACUUGGCAAAAGGCCAGGCAAAAUGCUGUCAGACUUCUGAGAGGGGAAGAGGUUUUCUCCUUUUUUUGAUUAUUUGAAUUUAUCUGCAAGUCCAAUUUUAAAAAAUCAAAUAGCAGUACUUUUUAACAUUUAAUGUAAAUCACAUUGUGAUUCUUCAGACUUGUGAACAUGGAACUGCAAGCCUGCAAGAAACAGCCUACUGCAUUCAGCCUUAGUAACUCAAUGAACUCGGGGAUUUUUAAUAUUAACCUUCACUCAGAGUUAUAUGGCAUGAUUUCUACUGAAGAUUACAUGAUAAAAAUGAAUGUUUUAUGGAUAAUCAUUUUUAUUGAUGGUUUAUUGAUAACCAUUAUUUUCAUAUAUUCUUGAAUUAUAUUUUCAUGUAUCCUUGAAAUUCCAUUGUCUUCUUGAAUUAUAUGUUUUUCAAAGACUUUUCUGGAUUUUCUUUUCUUUGCUGUUGUGGUGGAGGCAGAGAUCUAGAUCUAGUAUGACCAGAAACAAAACUUUGUGCAAUCUUCUGUGUAGAGGGGCUACGGGUUUGAUAAGAGUUGUUUUUGCCAUCAUGUAAUUACUUUUUUUCCCUGUAGGUCAUGGAACUGUGAUGUUACUGAGAUGUUCUUCAUGAUAGCCUUUCGUCUGCUGUCAGCAGCAGACCUAUUUUCCACUGUUUAGGGUCCCUCUUCACGCACUGGUGAGCUUUCAUACCAUGUACAAAGUAAAUGAAGCUGCUAAAGGCUUAAAAAAACAACCUCUGGGCAAGUAUUGACAGAACUUCUCUAGAUGCCCCACUCCCUUUUCAGGGCUGACAUUGGAAUCCAGUGAUGUGAUUCAACACACAGCACAAAUCAAGUUCAAAGAAGAGUUUUAUUUCCUUCUUUAACACUGCUUAGUUCCUUGCUUAAGAACUGUAGUCCUUUUUUGACCUCUUGGGGGCACUUUUGAGCUGUAGAUUCUUCCCCCGCCCCCCCAUUAAAAAAAAAAAAAAAA